Messenger RNA from Aspergillus melleus, 588 nucleotides. RefSeq lists its product as uncharacterized. The transcript has a single exon. Bases 1 to 588 code for a protein of 195 amino acids. Lineage: Eukaryota; Fungi; Ascomycota; Eurotiomycetes; Eurotiales; Aspergillaceae. The record is from RefSeq and is a predicted model, not a curated record.
AUGAAGUACCAUGCGGCUACCGCGACAAUAUUCGGAUUUAUCAAACACCUGCCAGAUCCAGCAACGCCGGUGAUAUCUAUUGACCACGCGCGGUACCUUCGCCAUUCUGCUGCACAACAGAUCCGAGAUAUCCUCAGUUCGCACCGUUCCCGUUGGUCCACAAAUUGGAUGCCGUUGAAUUACGCGCAGUACGCUACCCUGGCUUCAUUUAUCCUCCUGGAGGGGCUUCAUAAUGAGAAGAGUGCCGAAGCAUUCGUAGAUCUCUGUAUCAUCCUCUCUGCCCUCUCCCGACGAUGGCUACUGGCUAAGGGGAUGCUGCGUCUUCUUCAACUUACCGCCCAGCUGAAAAGCAUUGCGCUUCCUCCCCAGACACGCGGCCUUUUCCAUGAAUUCUCCUCCAAGACUUGGAAAAUACAUGAUCGUAAACGACUCAGUAGUUUAUAUCCUAAUGUCGCUGUCACCGUUCUGGGAGAGAAGAACCUCGGCGAGGCAGAGCUGGACCUCUUUAUCGCCCGGUGGGAUGAUUUGGAUCUAUCAGACGACAUGGAAGAUGGAGAAGAGUAUAAAGAAGCAGAUAGAAAGCUGUAG